CCUCGUGAUCCGCCCGCCUCGGCCUCCCAAAGUGCUGGGAUUACAGGCGUGAGCCACCGCGCCCGGCCUCCAAGCCAAUUUCUGACAAGCAUUUGUAGGGUACCAGUCAGAGGCGUCCCGCAGUCACGGAAACCCCUCUGAGCCCCAGUCCGGUCCAAAAAAAGUACUUCCGGAACUAGCGCGCGGAGCGGGAGGAUGCCCCGGAAGUAUUUCCCUGGGAUCUCCCCCCUCCCCCACACCUAGAAAAGAUGGCUGCUGUGCAAGUUGCCGACUCCUUGCCUUCCGGGCAGCCGCGGGAGGCACCGCGGGAAGCAAUCCCGGAGCGAGGCAAUGCGUUUCGCCGCUUGUCUGCCAGGCUCUGCGCCCUUCGCCCGGAUGAGAGCAGCUCCGCCCGCACCGAGAUCCACCUGCUCUUCGAUCAGCUCAUCUCCGAGAACUACAGCGAGGGCAGUGGCGUGGCUCCGGAGGACGUUAGUGCUCUUCUUGUCCAGGCUUGCCGACUGGUACCUCUUAACCAGAAUCAUCUUGUCAGCAAAGUGUCCCAGCUUAUCCACCAUUUACUUAACAGAUUACAGGUAAUUGUGGAUGAACAGCACUUGGAUUUCCUGUUGGCAUAUACUAUUUCGGCUAUUCAUCAGUGUAGUUCCUGGACACACAUGGAAAUUCUUCAAGCCCUGGCAGCUCUGGUGUACUGCAAUGGCUCAAAAUGUCAAAAGUACCUCCCAGAGCUACUAGGCAAGACCGGACUCUUAAUGAAGUUGAGUGACUUGGCUCAGUCUGAUCCUGAAGUCAGGAGAGUUGCAGUACAUUGUAUGGCAAAUUUAUGUCUCAGUGUGCCCGGACAGCCAUAUUUGGAGGAACCCUACCAAAAUAUCUGUUUCCAAGCUUUCCUGACUAUUUUACAAUCUCCAAAAUCAUCUGAUAUGGAUGAUAUCACAUUUUGCAUGUUACUGCAAAAUGCAUUAAAAGGUAUACAGUCACUUCUAAAUGGUGGGAGAAUGAAACUAACACAGACUGAUGAACUUGGAGCACUUUUAGCUGUGCUAAAGAAGUUCAUGUUUCACGGACUCCCCGGACUAAACAUAGAGAUGCCCACGGUGUUGUACCCAACUCCGCUUCCUCAGUAUGAUGGGCGAACACCUAUCAAACCACAGCAAUCAGAAUCCAGUGCUUCUCGACCAACUUUGAAUAAAAAGAAAAAAUCCAAAGUUAAACCAAAGAAAAUCCAGCAAGGAGAGGAGGAGGAAAAGGAAUCCAGUGGUGAAAUAGAGGCAGCCUCAGUCACUGGCACAGGCAGAGUGAACCUGCAUGAAGGGAACACUUGGUCUCCCUCCUCCCUGGGUGUCCAGAGUUUGCCUUUAGAUGGAAGUGGAGCUGCAGGAAAAGAUGGAGUCUCCUCACCCUUCAGUUCUUCCAGUUGGAAAAGGGUCAGCAGUAGUGAGUCAGACUAUUCUGAUGCUGAAGGAGGCAUGCAGAGUAAAAUGAGGUCUUACCAAGCCAAAGUUCGCCAAGGAGCCUUAGUUUGCUUUCUUUCUACUAUAAAAUCGAUAGAAAAAAAAGUUCUUUAUGGCUACUGGUCGGCCUUUAUUCCUGAUACGCCUGAACUUGGCAGCCCACAAUCAGUGUCCUUGAUGACUCUUACGUUGAAAGACCCUUCUCCAAAGACACGUGCCUGUGCUCUGCAAGUUUUAUCUGCCAUCUUGGAAGGCUCAAAGCAGUUUCUUUCUGUUGCUGAAGAUACCAGUGACCACAGAAGGGCUUUUACCCCCUUCUCUGUAAUGAUCGCUUCCAGCAUUAGAGAGUUGCACAGAUGUCUUUUGUUAGCUUUGGUGGCAGAGUCAUCCUCACAGACCCUUACUCAGAUAAUUAAGUGCCUUGCAAAUUUAGUAUCAAAUGCACCUUAUAAUCGUCUAAAACUCAGCCUGCUGACCAAAGUCUGGAACCAGAUAAAGCCUUAUAUUCGCCACAAAGAUGUUAAUGUUCGCGUGUCAAGUCUCACACUCUUGGGAGCUAUAGUGUCCACCCACGCACCUUUACCUGAAGUCCAGCUACUUCUGCAACAGCCAUGUUCUUCUGGACUCGGUAAUAGCAAUUCAGCAACCCCUCACCUCAGCCCUCCUGAUUGGUGGAAGAAAGCCCCUGCAGGACCCUCUCUGGAAGAAAGGUCAGUCAGCUCACCUGAGGGGUCUUCAGAGCCCUGCUGGCUCAUUCGACUCUGCAUUUCCAUUGUGGUACUGCCCAAGGAGGAUUCCUGUUCGGGUAGCGAUGCUGGCUCUGCAGCAGGAAGUGCCUACGAACCAUCCCCCAUGCGACUGGAGGCCUUACAGGUAUUGGCUCUUCUGGCAAGGGGCUACUUUUCAAUGACUCAAGCCUACUUGAUGGAGCUUGGAGAGGUGAUUUGCAAGUGCAUGGGGGAAGCAGAUCCAUCCAUUCAGCUUCAUGGAGCAAAGCUUCUGGAAGAACUGGGCACAGGCUUAAUACAGCAGUAUAAACCGGAUUCUACUGUAGCAGCUGAUCAGAGAGUGCCAGUCUUCUUGGUGGUGAUGUUCUGGACUAUGAUGCUGAAUGGUCCUUUACCCAGAGCCCUGCAGAAUUCGGAGCACCCAACUCUCCAGGCGAGCGCCUGUGACGCCCUGUCUUCCAUCUUGCCAGAGGCCUUCAGCAGUCUGCCGAAUGACAGGCAGAUCCUGUGCAUCACAGUGCUGCUCGGACUCAAUGACAGCAAGAAUCGCUUAGUGAAAGCUGCAACCUCACGGGCCCUGGGAGUCUAUGUGCUUUUUCCCUGUCUCAGACAGGAUGUCAUAUUUGUUGCAGACACAGCAAAUGCAAUAUUGAUGUCACUUGAAGACAAGUCUCUGAAUGUUCGAGCCAAAGCAGCCUGGUCCCUGGGCAACCUGACAGACACGCUGAUUGUCAACAUGGAAACACCAGACCCAAGUUUCCAGGAAGAGUUCUCUGGUCUCCUGCUCUUGAAAAUGUUGCGAUCAGCUAUAGAAGCAUCCAAGGAUAAAGACAAGGUAAAGAGCAAUGCAGUCCGGGCCCUUGGAAAUUUGCUUCAUUUUCUGCAACCCUCUCAUAUAGAAAAACCCACAUUUGCAGAAAUAAUUGAGGAGUCUAUCCAGGCCCUAAUUUCUACUGUUCUAACAGAAGCUGCAAUGAAAGUCCGAUGGAACGCUUGUUAUGCAAUGGGAAAUGUAUUUACAAAUCCUGCCCUUCCAUUAGUUGUCUACAAUAAGCAUAUAUUGUUUUAAUGGUCAAGAAAAAAGGAAGGAAACAAAACUGGAAUGAGAGGGGAUAUAAACUGGAAAUCCCCUGUGAGCUGUGUACAGAAGUGGAUGCCAUUAAUAAAUGUAAGGAGGGCAUCUGUCUCUAAGUAGCGGCAUGCCAUGCCCCUUGAUAUGUCAUUCAGGACCAGUAGCUGCUUAGGUGUGUGGAUCGGAGCCUCCAAACCUUGCUCACUUUGAAUGCCAGUGUUCACUUUAUUGCAUCUCUCUCUCUCUCUCUCAGAAGAUUUGAGACCUAAGGAUGUGUUCCCGGAGAGGAGCUCAUGCAUCAAGUGAGGGAAGUCUGGCUCUGCUCCGCUUUAUCGCCUAGAGCAUCCAGGCCGACCAGUCAGCUGGGAGCAGGUGGAGAAGUAGCCUCCUGGCUUCUUCCACUGAGAAGUCACCUAAGGGUGACCUUUGGGGUUGGAGCUCAUUGAGGUGGAUGUCCGCCUUCUGGAGAGCCAAGAAGUCCUUGAAACGAGGGCACCUCAGUGGUGGUUGGCUCCUACCUGCCUUCCUGUAUGGCCCUUGCCCUCAGCCUACUAGAGAGAGAAGUCGACCUGCAUGACUUGGAGGGAAAGGGAAGUUCCAAACAGGCAGGAAGUUUGAGAACUAGAAAGCAUCCAGUAGCAGAGCUAUCAAGAGCCACAUAAGAAAAGGGAGCCAGAAACUGAUAAACAACUCUGACGGGUCAGAUUGUGAGUGUCUUGUAGGUCUAGCAGUGGCCCAUUGUCAAUGGCAGUGGCAUCCACCAAAUGGAAAGGGCCUGCCUGCCUGUCUUCGGAGGCAACAGAGAAGCCGGGGAGGGCUGGGUGAGUUAAGAGAAGCUGCAUUCUACUCUGUCACCCAUCUUGAGGAGUAAGGACACCCCAAAAUGGAGUGGGUAGCAGUAGCUCUGGUAAGGAGGAAAGCAGGCUGAUUUCCUAGGGCCUACAGGUAUAGAGAAAGAAUAGAAAUCUGGACAUCUUAUUCUUGAAACUGUACAUUUUCUUUUUCUUUGCAAUAAAAUGCAUGACUUGCUAUGGCCAGAACAGUGUCUGGAUGCUGUUGCAAGUGAGGAAAUAAUUCUUUUUGCCAGCAUGAACAGCACUGCCACAUGCAGUGUGUGCUUUGCACACAGCUCAGAAGGGCCCAACUGAGAGGACAGGUGGGGUUGCAGUUCAGUCCACGCUCUGCCCACGAAGCCAUACCCCAUGGGACAGAAUCCUCCCAGAGAAGAAGCCUUUUUCUGAGUCACCAAAGGCCCUAUAUCGGGUAGCAGAGGCUCUAAGCAUGUCACAGGCUGAGGUAGGGAAAGAGGGAGGUUUGGGGAUUGGCACCUGGCCACUUACCUAGGAUCCUACAGUCAGUCACCACCGUUGUCUCACAGGAUGAUUGUGAGAAUGAAGUGAACACAUAAAAUGAGUGUUUUGGGCACUAGUGUUUAUGCUGCCUUCCGCCCCUCUCCCUCUCACCCCACCUAGUUCUAAGCCUGCAUUUGUUUUAGUGACUGUGGAUUCUUUCUAGGGACAGCCCCAUGGACCUCCCAGGCCUACAGUGCCCUGACAUCGGUCGUGACAUCAUGCAAGAACUUCAAAGUGCGCAUCAGAUCUGCCGCUGC
Messenger RNA from Cercocebus atys (sooty mangabey), 4863 nucleotides. It is a transcript of the gene HEATR6, whose product is annotated as HEAT repeat containing 6. The transcript is spliced from 20 exons. NCBI's taxonomy places the organism in Eukaryota, Metazoa, Chordata, Mammalia, Primates, Cercopithecidae. The coding region runs from base 249 to 3251 and encodes 1000 amino acids. The record is from RefSeq and is a predicted model, not a curated record.